Messenger RNA from Syngnathoides biaculeatus (alligator pipefish), 1941 nucleotides. Its product is annotated as zinc finger protein OZF-like. The record is from RefSeq and is a predicted model, not a curated record. The transcript is spliced from 2 exons. NCBI's taxonomy places the organism in Eukaryota, Metazoa, Chordata, Actinopteri, Syngnathiformes, Syngnathidae. Bases 201 to 1400 code for a protein of 399 amino acids.
UCCUGCUCUUGAAGCGUCUUCAAUAUCGCCGCAAGAUGGCAGCCGUGUCACCAGUGACACCCGCUGCGGUUUAAAAACAACCAUCGAAGAAAAAAAACAACGGAAGUUGUCGACGCCACAAGCCAACAUAAAUCUAAAUGUUGGAGAAGACAUUUCUCAUAUUUGCGACUUUUAUCAUAGUUUGACCGUUUAACAGUAGGAUGGCAUCGUACGACGAAAAAGAGAAACAACAAGAACGACUGGCAACUGUUGGAAAGAGUGACAUCGUCUUCUACAGCCAAGAUGUACAGCAGCUGCUUGGUCCUCAGGAAGAACUUACCCUUCAGUCGCACGGGGGAAGAUCCAGUUUUCAGCAAGAGGUUUCACAGCACCUCAACAUUAAAGAGGAAGAGGAGGAUGCACAUUCCCCCCUCAUCAAACAGGAAGGAGAUCCACAACCAAUACAGGUUAAAGAAGAGGAGGAGGAAGUUGACGUCAGCAAGUUUCCACUGACUGUUGUUUCUGUAAAGAGUGAAGACGGCCAAGAAGAACCACAGCUUCAUCAUCGCAGUCCAAGUGGAGAAGACCACUGUGGCAGACCACCAUCACACAACCUCUUAGUGGCACUGUCUGACGGCGAAUACCCACAAGAAUCUUUAAAGCGCAACCUAGACUAUGAAAAUUACACCAGACAGUUGAAAUUCUCUGAGACAACUCUUGGCAACAUGGAAACGUCACAAAUGCCUGAAGCAACUAUUUCCCACUCGGUUUCUGUGAAAGGUUCUGCUAAAAAACAAAAUACUAGCAGACAUACAAAAACACACACAGGAGAAAAACCCUUUGGUUGCCCAUUUUGUGGCAAAAUGUUCUCUCGAAAGGACCAUGUGGAAUCACAUAUAAGAGUACACACAGGAGAAAAACCCUUUAGUUGCUCAACUUGUGGUAAAGCAUUCACCCAUAAGGAAACUAUGACAGCACACAGGAGAUCACACACUGGAGAAAACCCCUUCAGUUGCUCAAUUUGUGGUAAAACAUAUUCUCGAAAGACUCAUGUGGACUCACAUAUGAGAACGCACACGGGGGAAAAACCCUUCUCGUGUUCAGUUUGUGGUAAAAUGUUCUCCCAAAAGCCAAACAUGGUCAAACACAUGAGAAUACACACAGGGAAAAAAACAUUUUUUUGCUCAUUUUGCAAAAAGGCAUUCCUUCAUAAGUCACAUGUGGAAUCGCACAUGAAAACACACACAGGAGAGAAACCCUUUAGUUGCUCAGUUUGUGGCGCCACAUUUGCUCAAAAGCAAAAUCUGGUAUCACACACGAGGACACACACAGGGGAGAAACCCUUUAGUUGUUCAGUUUGUGGAGGAAACUAUGCGCAGAAGAAGACUUUGACGACACACAUGCGGAAACACAAAAUAUAGACAAAAAAGAUAAAAUUUGACAGUUAAUCCCCUGCAAUACUGCCGCAUCAGAAGCAGACUGUGUAUUGAUUUUACGUGCUCUUGUUUUGAUGUGGAGUAAGGGAGAGAUAAAAUAUCGGGUUGGAGUCCAAAUGAUGGUUUAUCUAUGAUGUCGUGACUUGAGCAAGUGCCCGGUAAAACAAAAUGGCACCACGUCUGAUGAUCUUAAAAGUGUUUAAAUUUGGUGAAAAUAAGGUGAGCUCAUGUUUCCUGGCGUUUUUGCUGCAUGACAUGUUCGGGGACACUUGUCGGAUUAAAGGAAAAUUAAAGGGGUCAUAUGGUCAACAAAAAUGGUCAGUUGCAAACAUCGGUUGCUUUCCGGCACCCUCCAGCGUCAACUGUGCGUGUAACCGCCUCUCGCGGGCUUCACUUGGGUGUUACCGGGUCAUGUCCUGACGUCAUACACAACUGGCAGCGAAUCGGGAUACUUGCGUUAUGCCAUAACGUAACAUUGGGUGUGUGAGAGAUUAGAAGAUUUUGAAAUAAAGGAGUUUUUAGCCAA